AUAUUAAUUUUUUCUUAAUAUGAAAGACUUACCUUUUACUUUAGAUCAAUUAAAAAUUUUAAAGGCAAUAGUCUCUGAAGGAAGUUUUAAAAGUGCCGCGGAAACUUUAUAUAUUUCUCAACCCGCAGUUAGUUUACACAUUCAAAAUAUAGAACGUCAAUUAAAUGUUUCUUUAUUUGAUAGAGGAGGACGUCAAACUAAAUUAACUAAAGCUGGAUCACUAAUUUUGUCAUAUGGGAGUAAAAUUUUAUCUUUAUGUGAAGAAACUUGUAGAGCAGUUGAAGAUUUAAGGAAUCUUCAUACAGGAACUCUAGUUAUUGGUGCAAGUCAAACACUAGGAACUUAUUUAAUGCCACGCCUUAUAGGAAUUUUUAGGCAACGUUAUCCACAAGUAUCCCUACAAUUGCAAGUACAUUCUACUCGUAAAAUUGCUUGGAGUAUUGCUAAUGGUCAAAUUGACUUAGCUCUUGUUGGUGGAGAAGUCCCAGAUGAGCUAAAAUCAACAUUAGAAGUUUAUUCAUAUGGUGAAGAUGAAUUAGCAUUAAUUUUACCUAAGUCUCAUCCUUUUGUAAAAAUGGAUACUAUUAAUAAGGAAGAUUUAUAUAGAUUACGUUUUAUAUCUUUAGAUAGUCAGUCUACCAUUAGAAAAGUAAUAGAUAAAACACUAGAAAAACAUUAUAUUGAUACAAGUAAAUUUAAAAUUGAAAUGGAACUAAAUUCAAUUGAGGCUAUAAAAAAUGCUGUUCAAUCUGGUCUUGGAGCUUCAUUUGUAUCAAGUUCUGCAAUUGCUAAAGAAUUAGAAUUAGGUAUACUUCACUGGGCAAAGAUUGAAAAUAUAACAAUAAAAAGAAAUUUAUCAAUUUUGAUUAAUCCAUUUCGCUAUAAAUCUAAAGCUACUGAAAUUUUCCUAAAGGAAAUGCUUGCUUUAUUUAAUAAUAAAAUUUCUUCCAGAUAUAAUAAAUAACUUGUAAAUUAUCUAUAAAACUAUAUAGUCCAUG
Galdieria sulphuraria is the source of this 998-nucleotide messenger RNA. Its product is annotated as [pt] transcription factor. Gene Ontology annotation, molecular function: transcription cis-regulatory region binding; DNA-binding transcription factor activity. Gene Ontology annotation, biological process: regulation of DNA-templated transcription. The transcript has a single exon. Lineage: Eukaryota; Rhodophyta; Bangiophyceae; Galdieriales; Galdieriaceae. The record is from RefSeq and is a predicted model, not a curated record. The coding region runs from base 20 to 964 and encodes 314 amino acids.